This is a messenger RNA of Frieseomelitta varia, 4479 nucleotides long. It is a transcript of the gene Ptip, whose product is annotated as PAX-interacting protein 1-like. The record is from RefSeq and is a predicted model, not a curated record. Lineage: Eukaryota; Metazoa; Arthropoda; Insecta; Hymenoptera; Apidae. The transcript has 10 exons. Bases 231 to 4343 code for a protein of 1370 amino acids. Gene Ontology annotation, cellular component: MLL3/4 complex.
GCGACAUAAGGGCCGGUCUCGAGGAAUUAAAGCUUGACGGGGCCCUAUUCGCCGAUGUUAAAUACUACGUCAGCGGUGAAGGUGAUCCUAAAAUUAUGAUCUGACUGCGAUUAGUCUAGAGUAAUCGCAAUUGAUACGAAAGAGGUUAUAAAAUGGAGUCAAAUUUAACAGACUGCAUUCCUUGAGUGCAAUAAAGAUGAGACAAGAGACUUCUAAAAGGCAUCAAUUGUAUGACAUUUUUCAAUGUAAAAUGCCUAUUUCAUAGUAACAUAGUUGAAAUUUACCAAAAUCUUCAAUGUAAAAUUUUAAAUUUACUACAAGAGGGAGGUGCUGAAAGAUCAAAUUAUUUUAGUGAUUUUGUUACGCAUUUAAUAGCUGGUUAUGAUGCACUGGAGAAUGAUAUAUCUGCCGCAAAGGAUAUCUAUGAAAUUCCAGCAGUUACGCAGAACUGGAUUUUAUAUUCUGUCAAAUGCAAUAAACUCUUACCGUCUCACUACUUCUCUCCUGAAGAUACGCAGCUAUUUUCAAAUGUACGAGCAUGUAUGUCUCAGAUAAGCCGCGCAGAUAGUAAAAGUCUGUGGGCAAUGAUCACACUUCAAGGUGGUAAAUGUCAAUUACGCUUAGAUCGGUAUUGUACUCACUUAAUUACUGGAAAGGCUGCUGGAUUGAAGUAUGAAACUGCAAUGAGGCAUCCUAUUCAAAUUGUAACUCCAGAUUGGGUAACAGAAUGUUGUAGAAAAGGAACUAUCAUAAGUGAAGUAGAGUAUCAUCCAAGACUUUUAAUAUACCCAAAUAGUUCUACAGCCAUGAUUACUGGCUUUAUGGAUGAAGAUACUGAAAAUAAUACAGCGCAGGAAGAACAAGAGAGAACUAAAGCUAUGUUGGAGCAAUUGAAACAACGGAUGCCUUGGAAUCAACCAAGUCCACCAGUAUCUUCCAAUACUGCUCAUAACAUAAAUACAGCUACAGCAACUGUAACAACAAUCCCAUAUACAACAAAUGGACAAAAUAAUGUUAAUCCACAGCAGCAGCAUCUUCCACGACCAAUUCCAACAACAAGUUUAUCCAAUGCUUCCACAAUUGCACCUUCUGUCUCUGAUCAAAAUGUUACACAAACUACUUGGUUGCCACAAACUUCUCAACAAAAUAAUGUUACUCAAAUGAAAUCAGUACCACCACAAAUACAACAACCUGAAUUAUCGCCACAACAACAGCAACAACAGCAAAUGAAUAUGCAACAUACAUUACUACAACAGCAACAACAAUUAAAUCAACAACAACUUACACAACAUCAACAAUUACAACAACAGCAAUAUACACAGCAACAGCUUUUGAACCAGCAGCAACCUCCACAAUUAACAGCUCAACAACAGCAACAACUGAUAGGAACACAGCAGCAGUCACUUACACAGCAACCAUUGAUGUCGCAACAACAGCAACAACAAAUCAAUUCUCAACUACCUCAGCAUCAAAUGUCAUCACCUCAGCAAUUAUUAACACAACAAAAACAACUAAGCCAACAUCAAAUUCUUUCGCAACAACAAAUAAACCAACAACAGCAACAUUUGUCCCAGCAGCAGCAACUUACUCCUCAACAGCAAUUAGUUCAACAACAACAAGUGCAACUAACACCUCAACAGCAGCAACAAAUAGUUUUACAACAACAGAUUCCUGCUCAACAACAAAUUGGAACACAACAGCAUCAAUUGAAUCAGCAACAAGCUCCGCCACAACAACUUACAUCUGAACAACGUCAACUUAUAUUAUUACAACAACAACAGCAGCAAAAAAUUCAACAAAUUUCUCAACAGCUGCAACAAUCUGCGCCUCAAAGUUCACAACAAUUUGUUAUAAGAGAUGGUCAAUUGCAACAACAACCUCAGAAUCAACAAUUAAUGGGUCCUAAUCAACAAAGUUUCAUUGUACAAAGAGAUUCACAGUGGCAACAGCAACAGUAUCAUUUACAACUGCAGAGACAGCAACAACAGCAAAUUGGCCCACAGAGACCAAGUGGGCAAUGGAGUCAACAACCACCACAACCACCAAGGCAAUUAAUUCAAUUGGAUGCCCAAACUCAUCAACAGUUGCAACAAAUGGACCCACAGCAAAGGGCACAAUUUAUCCAAAAAAUACAGAAACAAAGAAAUUUAUUACUACAGAGGCAAAUGCAAAAUCGUCAAGCACAACAAGGCGCGCAUAUCGCUGUCAUAAGAAGUCCAGGAAAGCCAGUUCAACCUGGUGGUUUACAGUGGAUCCAGCAACAGCGUCCUCAGAUGAUAGGACCUCAAAUUGCACAAACACCUGGUCAAAAACCAGUGCAUUCCGGAGUUCAACCACCAGCUUUAACGCCAAUUAAUUCUUCCAACCAAGUGAUCGUGCAAGCCAGUCAAAAUGUGCAAGGUCCACAGGCUGGUCAACCUGGUCAAACAUUCCAACAAGGUCAAGCUUUAACUCCUCAACAUAUAGCACAGUUACAUAUGCAAAAACAGCAACAAAUGGCAAGACUGCAACAACUGCAGCAUCUACAACAACAACAGCAGCAGCAGCAGCAGCAGCAACAGCAACAACAGGGCGCGCCGCAGCAAGAGCCUCCUUUAACCCCGUUGUCAAACAAUACCCAACUACCACCAGAUCAACAAUUAGUCGUUAAUGCAAAGACAAAAACCGCACUGGCAAACAUGUUGACAAGUAGGUUACAAGGUAGUGCUGCUGAGGGUAGUGCAGCUGGUCAAUUGAGAUUAAUGACCGCGCAACAUAGACCACCACCACCACCAUCUCAGGAUCCACAACUCUUAGCAGCAUAUCAGCGAAGAACUGUUGGAAACAUCACAAAUGGUGCGCCACCCGGUGCAUCAAUAAAGAUGCAAUAUGCUCCAGUGAUGCCCCAAGCAAAAGCUCAGUUUUAUGGUCACAAUCCAAAUCUAAAACUACCACCAGAUCUGUUUUUGCUAGGUUGUAUCUUUGUUAUUGUCGAAUACGACGUGCAACGUCCGAACGAUGUUUCCGUAUGGAAACAAGUAAUCGAGAGACACGGUGGAGAAGUAGAACCACAAUACUGUACUCGUGCUACUCACAUACUUGCGAUAACACAGAAACAUCCAACGGUGGUGCAGGCUUUACGAGAAGGAAAACGUUGUGUCAGUGCUCACUGGCUAUCGGAUGUAGUCAGUAAACAGCAGGUAGUACCACCUUGGCACGCACUGCAUUUUCCAACACCAUUCAGUUUGACAGAGCUUCCAUGUGCAAAACAAAUUGUAUCAUUAUCUGGAUUUGAAGGAGAGGAACGAGCGAAGGUGAAGUAUAUGUUGGAAGCAUUAGGAGCUAAAGUUACCAAUUACUUCACCAGGCACAACACUCUUCUCGUUUGCAGAAGACCGGAUGGUCAAAAAUAUAAAAAAGCUCGAGAAUGGCAAACUGGAGUGGUAAAUGCUCAAUGGUUGACGGACUUGUUGUGUGGACAAAUGAACGCGCUUCAUCAAACCGAAAAUCCAAAAUAUCAACAAUAUAGCCUGAGCAAUCCCUUUAGAUUGGAUUAUUCGCUAGUGCCUCACUUAAUGGCUGCAUGGAAGAUGCCAAUAAACAUUACUCAGGAAUCAUACGAUAAAGUGAAGCAGGUUGGUCAGGGGCCAAAUUCGAUAAGAAAGUAUAAGAAACCACGAUUAGAUGGUCCGUUAUUGAAUAAAGAUCCACAUUUGUUGGGCUUAGACGAACCAAUAAUUGUAAGUAAUCCAGAUCCUCCGCCUCCGGAUAAACAACCGAGAAUAUUGUUCUCUGGUAUUAAUCCUAGGAAGCACGCAAAGAGAAUCCGAGAAUUAGGUGGUGCAUUGGCAGCCAGUUGGCGAGACGCAACUCAUCUUGUGAUGACGGCACCAAGGAGGACUGUAAAAUUGUUAUGUUGCUUAUCACGUUGUAAAUAUAUUGUCACGUUGCAGUGGUUACUUGAUUGUUCUGCGAGAAAUACAUUUUUAGAUGAAAGUGGAUAUAUGCUAGGAGAUUCAGAAUUCGAGAAAAAUUUUAAUUGUAAUAUUGAGAAGGCACUGGCAAGCCCCAAUAGAGGAACAGUACUUAAGGGUAAAAUAUUUUAUGUUACACCAAGUGUAAUACCAUCGCCACCAGCAAUUGCAGAAAUAAUUGAAAGCGCGGGUGGAACAAUGGAGAAAACACGAAGAUCUAUUGCACAGAUUCAAGAAAUGAAUAGUAAUAAAUUAACUUAUAUCAUCAUCACUCAUGAAAACGAUCUUCAUCUUCUUUCUGACGUUUUACGUGUAAAUAUCAGUGUGUUCAGUGCAGAAAUCGUACUAGGAGCAGUUGCACGACAAUACUUCCAAAGUGAACAAAUUUAAGUACAGUGCAAUUUUUAACGCGCUACAUUCUAAUCCUUAAUACAGGCUUGCUACAUCCUUAGUAAGCUAUUUUGGAGAUGAAAAUUUUUGCUUACCUUCUUCAAUGGGACAAUAAAGAACAUAAUUUUAUGAUAAA